AUGAAGCUAUGCCGUGGGGUGUUGCUGGUUCUGGACACACAGGCGACACCAUUUACGCUGGAAGUUGUAUUGUGCAGGAUUGCGAGCUUUGUCUCAAGCUACCCUCCAGGAGUGGGGGUGGCCCCCAGCGCCUAUGGCGCCCGAAAGCUGCCUCCAGCCACUCACCUCGGUGGGCCCAGGCUGUGGCAGCGUUACAAUUGCCCAACAACAACAACGGCGACACCAUUUACGAGGAUUUGGUGUUGCUUUGAGGAGUCGAUUGCAGCCUGGCGCUCAGUGGAGGAACGGGACACCAACUCUUUGCUACUUGAUGUUGCUGCCACAGAUCUUUGCCAUAUUGCCCAUGUCAUCACUGAUGGCUUAGUCGGUGCUGAGACCCGGGUUCUCCCCAUCUUGGGCUUGCUCUGCAAGUCACGCCGUGAGCAAUCCUUUCCAAUGGAUUUGCUUCAGAAAGGCCUCAGCGUUGACAUUGCUACAGCACAAGCAUCCAAAGAAGAGGACAAGACACGGAUUUUGAACUCCGUGCGAUGUCCGCGAGCCAGGACAUGGGCGUUGGACACGCCUUUUCCAACGCAGCACCCCCGCUAUGAUGCCGUCAACAAAGCUUUAGCCUCCCACUUUGCACUGACCAGCAUCCAGCAGUCAUAUCGGAACGGACAACAAGCCCCAUCAACCCUGUGGCAAGCACUACGGUCAGAUGCAGAAAGAAGGAACAUCCAAGUGUCACUGACAGGUUGCCACAAUUUCCGAGACCCGGACUUGCGGAUUCUCAUCGACAACCUGCCAUCCAAACUGCAAAGUUUACGGCUCGAUCUUGCCUACACUGGUUUGGAGCGUUUGGAUGAUCUAGCGGGUGCUUCCUUCGGAAACGCCCUUCAGACCCUAGUGAUUCGCUUCGCAGGAUCUUUAAGAAGCAUUUCUGGUUUGUCUGCUUUGCUUUGCCCUUCCUUGAGACGUUUGGAGCUGUGGCUGUCAGACCUUCCAGACUUAGAGGACAUCGAGUUGGGCGUCAGCAACAAGGCAUUGUUGAAGCUUCGUUUGGAGGAGCUUGUCUUGUAUGUGAACGGCUGUCCCAGCGUACCGCGCGAAUCCAAGACAGCAUUGAAGCUUGGUGUGGUUUAG
Messenger RNA from Cladocopium goreaui, 1122 nucleotides. The record is from the annotation of a GenBank genome assembly. Lineage: Eukaryota; Dinophyceae; Suessiales; Symbiodiniaceae.